UCCCAAUCGGAGCCGAAACGAAACCCCUUUUGGCGGGAACUGUAGUCUGUACACAGAGAGAGAGAGAGAGAGAGAGAGAGAGAGAGUGGGAGGAGUAGCAGGAGCCAGAAGCGGGAAUGGGGUCUGGAGGAGAGCUGCCGCCAUGGGCAUUGAAACCUUGUAUAAUGGGUAUUGACGAAGCGGGUCGGGGCCCCGUUUUAGGACCAAUGGUGUACGGCUGCUUAUAUUGCGCGCGAUCUUACCAGAAGACCCUUUCAACUUUAAACUUUGCUGACUCUAAAACUUUGAAAGAAGAGAAGAGGGAAGAGUUAUUUGAAGAACUGAAGACUAAUGGUUCAAUAGGAUGGGCUGUUGAUGUCAUAGAUCCUAGAGAUCUAUCUGCCAAAAUGUUGAAGAAGAAUAAAAUAAACCUUAAUGAGAUAUCGCAUGAAUCUGCCAUGGGCCUGGUCAGGAGGGCAUUGGACAUGGGUGUUUUAUUAUCAGAGGUCUAUGUGGAUACCGUCGGUGAUCCUGACAAAUAUAGAUUAAAACUCUCUGAAAGAUUUCCAAGUAUCAAAUUUGUGGUUGCUAAAAAGGCUGAUAGUCUUUACCCUGUUGUAAGUGGAGCAAGUAUAGUUGCAAAGGUUACUAGGGAUAGAGCCUUGCGAGACUGGGUGUUUGAUGAGACUGCUGAAAACAUGAAUAGGGUAUUUGGAUCAGGAUACCCCGGAGAUCCCGACACGAAGGCUUGGCUAGAUCAUCACAAACAUCUAGUAUUUGGGUUUCCAUCACUCGUCCGCUUCAGUUGGGGCACAUGUAAUUCAUACUCCAAAGACACUGUUGAGGUCUUAUGGGAAUCUGAUGCAAAUGAUGAAGAUGAAAGCAGCAGCGCAAAAUCCAGCAAGCGGCAGAUAAAGCUAACGAGCAUUGGUUUCAGCGGCGUGAAGAGGAAAAGCGAGGACAUUGAAUCCAGCGGUAAAGGUCGCUGCAAAUUCUUCCAAUCUCGUAAGCUUGAACUACUCCCGAAUUUCUAAAUUCAAACACCAUUUCAACAGAUCGAACAUUGUUGUUUCAACCUUUACACAGUACUUGAUAUUAUCAUUAACUGUUAUGUAGAAUUGUAGAAUUGAAUCAAUUGAUCAGAUAUGUAUUAAUUAAACCCUUGAAUUUGUUGUUGCUAAAUAGUGUGUGAAUCGUAUUCAAGUUUUGGUCU
This is a messenger RNA of Ipomoea triloba (trilobed morning glory), 1192 nucleotides long. RefSeq names its product ribonuclease H2 subunit A. Gene Ontology annotation, cellular component: ribonuclease H2 complex. The transcript has 8 exons. Gene Ontology annotation, molecular function: RNA-DNA hybrid ribonuclease activity; RNA binding. Gene Ontology annotation, biological process: DNA replication, removal of RNA primer; mismatch repair. The coding region runs from base 117 to 1013 and encodes 298 amino acids. NCBI's taxonomy places the organism in Eukaryota, Viridiplantae, Streptophyta, Magnoliopsida, Solanales, Convolvulaceae. The record is from RefSeq and is a predicted model, not a curated record.